Salvia miltiorrhiza (redroot sage) is the source of this 2941-nucleotide messenger RNA. RefSeq lists its product as uncharacterized. The transcript has 7 exons. The record is from RefSeq and is a predicted model, not a curated record. Lineage: Eukaryota; Viridiplantae; Streptophyta; Magnoliopsida; Lamiales; Lamiaceae. Gene Ontology annotation, molecular function: lipid binding. The coding region runs from base 406 to 2787 and encodes 793 amino acids. Gene Ontology annotation, cellular component: endoplasmic reticulum.
UGGGUGUCUUUAGACUCUCCACUAGCUAUAAUAAUUUGGAGAAGGUAUAAUCAAAUGAUAUAAUCAUAUAGAGGAGGCAAAGAAUUUAAAUGCGUAAUAAUACGGCCUGAAUAAAAUAAGUCAAAUUUAAUGAGAAUGAAAUGAAAUGCGUGUAUAUACAUAUAUCGGGGAAGCAUGUGUAUGUGUAGAGGAGAAGGGUGGGGAAAAUCUAAAUCGUAGAAUAGAAUUAGACAAUUAAUUUGGUUGCUGCUGCAUUUGACUCUGCGAAUCUCUUUGCUUGCACUUGCGUUUGCCGACCUGCUUCUCUACCUCACUACUACCGACUACUGGAUCUGUCUCUCUCGACGACAAUUGAAUAAUACGAUGGCGGUUACGGGCAGUUGAUUCUAAUCGGAAGAGUUGGGUAUGGCGGUGCUACUGGUAUUGGCCUUCAUAAUUGGGGCGAUUACCGUUGUCGCCAUCGAGGCGGUGGCACUGUGGGUUUUGAUUCAGCGCCUCAAUAGCAAAGUCGUCCAAGAAGACAACAAGUCCAAGACUGCCGGGCCCUCCGCCUUUGAUCUCAGCGUCACCCCCUCCUUAUAUGAUAAGCAGGGGACUUUAUGGGUUUUAGAACCAGAUAAAAUUCCAAAAUCUAGGCUUGAAGAAAAAGUCCAAACAGAACAAAGGAGGAAAAGAGAAAUUUUGGAGGUGACCCCUGUUAGGAAAAAUGCAAGAGUUAGAGAUCAUUAUCUUACCCUGAUGGAAACAGAUGUUCCCAGUGUAGAGAUUUCACUAAGGGGGUGCACAAUUGUUGCUGUUUCUGCUACUGAUCUGCCGUCAAGAAAAUGGGCAAAAAGGUACCCAAUCAAAGUAGAGAGCAAGGAUUUAGCUAUAUAUAAAGGAUCCAAAAUUAUUUACUUAUAUCUGGAGACGUCUUGGGAGAAGGAGUCCUGGUGUAAGGUCCUUCGCCUUGCUUCCUGUGAGGAUGGAGAGAAAAAUGCAUGGUUUUCCAAGCUGAGUAUGGAGUUUCAGUAUUACCUAGCAUCACUAAAUGCUGGAUACCCUUCUUUUAUGAAACCUUCAGGAGGUGUAAAUUCUGAAUUAACUGAAAGGUCAGUUAAAUUUGAUGGUUCCUCUUCAAAGGUUCGCCAGUUCCUGAAAAAACUAGCUAAAAGGGCAUCUAAAAGUGGACAUGAUUAUAAACCAAGUGGGCCAUCAAUUUCAGGACAUGAGGAAAGAAAAUUUAGUUCAAAGUCUUAUUCAUCUCAAGACAUGGUCAUGCCUAAUGGCUCAGCUAAAGCUGAUACAUCAGGGAAACUUCCUAGCGUUUAUUUUGUGGAUACUAGCAUGGCACCAUCAGUUUCAGCCUCCACUGAGCAGGGAUCAGGUUCUCAUUCAUCUGGACUAUCUGAGGCAGACUCCAAAGAGUCCAAAGACAAGCAUAUUGAUGAAGGCACACUGUGCUUGAAUAUGGUUAUUUCACGGCUGUUCUUUGACGCUAAGAACAAUUUUCAGCUUAAGAGUUCUUUACACACUCGGAUUCAGAGAGCACUAUCGAAUAUGCGUAUCCCAAGUUACAUUGGCGAAAUCACAUGUACAGCUGUGGAUCCUGGCACUCUGCCUCCACGCAUCCUUGCGAUGAGGGUCCUUCCCUCAGAUAUGAAUGAGGUAUGGUCCCUGGAAAUCGAUGUUGAGUAUUUAGGUGGCAUGGUUCUGGACAUUGAAACAAGGCUCGAGCUUCAAGAAUUAGAAUUUGAAGAAGAGAAAACACGGCUCAAUGGAAACAGUGAUGGUGAGGUCGCCUCUGAUCUUCUGGAAGGUUUUGAGUAUCUUGGGGAACAGUUGAAGCUUCGUGAAGAGACAAUGGAUGAAGGAUAUCAUGAUAGAGAUGAUACUGACAAUCCCAGAAGCUCUGGGAGUGCACCAUCUCAAGGGUCUAGAUGGAAGUCUAUAUUACAUUCUAUCACGAAACAGGUGUCACAAGUUCCUCUCUCAUUGGGGAUUAGGAUUUCCUCUAUUUGUGGAACAAUACGGGUGUGCAUGAAGCCUCCACCUUCUGAUCAGAUAUGGUUUGGGUUCACUUCGAUGCCUGAUAUUCAAUUCAACUUGGAAUCAUUUGUGGGGGACCACAAAAUUACAAAUGCUCGCCUAGCUUUGUUCCUGAUUAGUCGAGUCAAGGCAGCAAUUCGUGAAACUUUGGUGCUUCCAAACAAUGAGAGUAUUGGACUUCCUUGGAUGUUGGCAGAGAAAGAUGAUUGGGUCCCAAGGAAAGCUGCUCCUUUCAUGUGGUACAAAAACAAUCAAGAUUCUGCCAGUAAUAACUCAAAACGAGAAGCACCAUCCUUCCAACCUGCAGGGGAAUCAGCUCAUAAUGUUGAAUCAAGUCAUGGAAAUUCUACUAGGUCAGAGCUCGACUAUGAGAUGUCAAAAAUUGUGGGUCCUAUCCCAGAAGGAACAGGUGAAUUGGUAGGCCCCCGUGUAUCUUCAUCAAGUUCCAUGGACGAGUCAAUAUCGAACAGCAGUUCUUGCCAAGACCUUAGGGCCCCUUUAUUGAAGGAUGAGAAGAUGCCAGAAUCUACCACUAGGAGCAUAGAGCCCAGACAGGAUAGUCGUGUGCUUUCUCCAUCGCGUUUCCAAACAAAAGAACAAAUUCAGAAAGCAGAUGAUGAUGAUAUGAAUCAAAAGAGAAUAGGACCGAAAGAGCGUAUGCGUGGAUUAGGGAAGAAAAUGGGAGAAAAGCUAGAGGUGAAGAGGCGUCACUUCGAGGAGAAAGGAAGAAGUUUUGUUGAAAGGAUGAGAGGACCGUGAUAAAUACUAUUGUUCCUUGUCGUGUGUCUACUACUUGCGUUGCGUUAUUCUUUUCUCAGGAAUUCUUUCGUAUCUAAUCUUGUAUCCUUGCAGUUGUACAAAUUCGAUAAAUAUAAAUAGAAGAUAUAUACACAAAUGUCUGCUUAUGGCUUCA